CUUAAAAUUCCCAGCACUGAGCUGCUUUGUCACAACCCUCAUUACUGACAUAUUAUGCUUACGGACACCUAUGAGAGCAGAAGAGAAAGAGAUUCUGAUUGGCUAACAUGGGCUUGAGCUUCUCGUUACACUGCUACAGUAUUGACAUGCUCUUGACGACAUAUACACGGAAUGAAAGUCUGAUGCUGAUGUUGAAAGUCCAGUGAAGCCGAAGCAAGAAAGAUGGCAGCUGAAGGACCACAGGCCUCCAGAGGUGAUAUCUCCAAUCUAAUAGACUUGAGGAUUGUGCUGCUGGGGAACAGAGACGCUUGGAGGAGUUCAGCAGGAAACACCAUCCUGGGCAGAGAAGAGUUUGACCCUGAUGUGAGAACACUGCAGUGUGUGAAGAGACAGGGAGAGGUAGCAGGGAGACAGGUCACUGUGGUGGACACUCCAGGAUGGAAGGAUUAUAGUGAAUGUUAUUAUAAGGACUCUCCUAAUCUCCUUAAACAGGAGAUUGUUCUCAGUGUGACUCUGUGUCCUCCAGGACCUCAUGCAUUUCUGUUGGUCAUCCAUGAGAACAUGACCUUCACAGAGGCAGAGAGAAAAGCCACAUCAAACCACCUGAGUCUUCUGGGCCAUGGAGCCUGGAAACACUCUCUAGUUCUGUUCAUUCAGGAGACUCCUGCAGAAGAGAAAGCCUUUGAGGUUAAAGGGAAAAUGCUCCAGCAGCUUGUAGAGAAUUGUGGGAAAAGAUAUCAUGUCCUCAACAUCAAGAACAGGGAUAAAAUGCAAGUCACAGAGCUGCUGGAGAAGAUAGACAAGAUGGUGGCCACGAAUAGCAACAGUCAUUAUGAGAUGGACAGACAGAGACUGGAGGAAGUAGAAGAGAAGAGAAGAAAAGACAAAGAAAAGGGAACACGAACAGCAAUAUCUAACCGAUUAUUAACAGGAACAUCAUCACCCCUAUCAGAGUUGAGAGUUGUGCUGCUGGGAUUUAAAGAUGCUGGGAAGAGUUCAUCAGGAAACACUAUCCUGGGCAGAGAGGAGUUUCAGCCUGGACAGAGAUCUGCUGUUUGUGUGAAGAGACAGGGAGAUGUAGCUGGCAGGCAGGUCACUGUGGUGGAGGCACCUGGAUGGUGGAGUCAUUAUUCUAAGGAGUGGAGCCCUGAAAUGACCAAAAGAGCAAUUCAACUUAGUCCAGGUUUGUGUGGCCAGGGGCCACAUGUGUUCCUUUUGAUCACACGAGCAGACAUCUUAUUCACUGAAGCACAGAGAAUUUCAGCCAGGCAACACCUUGAGCUUCUCAGUGAGAGAGUGUGGAGAUACACCAUAUUGCUAUUCACCCAUGGAGACUGGCUGGGAGACACACCCAUAGAGCAGCACAUUGAGAGUGAAGGAGAUGCCCUGAAAUGGCUCACUGAGAAAUGUGGGAACAGAUAUCAUGUCCUCAACAAUCACAACAGCACUGAUGGAAGGCAGGCGACGGAGCUGCUGGAGAAGAUUGAAGACAUGGUGGUCAAAUACAUCAGUCAUCUCUGAGGAUUAUUUUGCUGGGGUCGAAGAACUAUGGGAAGUCUUCAACAGGGAACACCAUCCUGGGUGAAGAUGUGUUUGAGUUGCGCACUAUAUCAAAGUGUGAGAAGAGAGAGGGGGAGGUGGCAGGGAGGCAGGUCACUGUGGUCGACACUCCAGGGUGGGAGCUACACAGC
Molecule: messenger RNA, 1691 nt
Organism: Alosa sapidissima (American shad)
Lineage: Eukaryota; Metazoa; Chordata; Actinopteri; Clupeiformes; Clupeidae
Product: GTPase IMAP family member 8-like
Exons: 6
Coding region: 223-1521 (432 amino acids)
Molecular function (GO): GTP binding
Source: RefSeq, a predicted model, not a curated record